Molecule: messenger RNA, 1333 nt
Organism: Ficedula albicollis (Collared flycatcher)
Lineage: Eukaryota; Metazoa; Chordata; Aves; Passeriformes; Muscicapidae
Gene: GRPR
Product: gastrin releasing peptide receptor
Exons: 3
Coding region: 1-1164 (387 amino acids)
Biological process (GO): G protein-coupled receptor signaling pathway
Cellular component (GO): membrane
Molecular function (GO): G protein-coupled peptide receptor activity
Source: RefSeq, a predicted model, not a curated record
AUGGCAUCUGGAGAGUGCCUUCUGCUAGACCUAGAAACAGAUAACUUCAUUUUCUAUAACAUCUCUGUCAACCAGAGUGCAAACGUCUCCCUCCUUGGGGAAGACUGGUUUUACCCAGCGUUCCUCUACGCCAUCCCCACCAUCUAUGGGAUCAUCAUUCUGAUAGGCCUUAUCGGCAAUAUCACUUUGAUUAAGAUCUUCUGUACUGUGAAAUCCAUGCGAAAUGUCCCUAAUUUGUUCAUUUCCAGUUUGGCCCUGGGAGACCUGCUGCUUUUAGUGACUUGUGUGCCUGUGGAUGCCAGCAGGUACCUUGCUGACGAGUGGCUGUUCGGCAGAACUGGAUGCAAACUUAUCCCUUUCAUACAGCUCACCUCUGUAGGGGUGUCAGUCUUUACUCUCACUGCUCUCUCAGCUGACAGGUAUAAAGCUAUAGUAAGGCCAAUGGAGAUCCAAGCAUCCCAUGCACUGAUGAAGAUUUGUGUGAGAGCUGCUAUUAUCUGGAUUGUAUCCAUGUUGCUUGCCAUCCCUGAAGCAGUAUUUUCAGAUCUGCACCCUUUCCAUGACAAAGAGACUAAUAAAACCUUUAUCAGCUGUGCUCCUUACCCUCAUUCAGAUGGGCUGCAUCCCAAAAUUCACUCAAUGGCAUCAUUUCUCAUAUUUUAUAUUAUUCCCUUGUCUGUCAUUUCAGUGUAUUAUUAUUUUAUCGCUAAGAAUUUGAUCCGGAGUGCUUACAACAUCCCCGUGGAAGGAAAUGUGCAUGUGAGGAAACAGAUUGAGUCCCGUAAGCGCCUGGCCAGGACCGUGCUGGUGUUCGUGUGCCUCUUUGCCUUCUGCUGGCUGCCCACUCACAUCAUCUACCUGUACCGCUCCUACCACUACUCCGAGGUGGACACCUCCGUGCUGCACUUCGUUGCCAGCAUCUGUGCUCGGAUCCUGGCCUUCACCAACUCUUGUGUCAACCCCUUUGCUCUCUACUUGCUCAGCAAGAGCUUUCGGAAGCAGUUCAACAGCCAGCUGCUGUGCUGCCGAGCUCGCCUGCUCAUCCGCUCCCACAGCAUGGCCAGGAGCACCACCAGGAUGACCUCCCUCAAGAGCACCAACCACUCCCUGGCCACCUUCAGCCUCAUCAAUGGCAACCACAUCUGCCACGAAGGCUGUGUCUGAGGGCACGGUCAGGAACAUCAGCUGCUGAGCAGGGCUGCUGGACUUUGCUCCAGGGGAUGGUGAGCAGAGCAAUGCACACCCGCAUGCACGCCCACAUGUAACAGUGUGCUCAGAGAACUCAGAGGAGCUUGAACCGUCCAACAUUUCAUCUUGGGCUGAGGUUGAAGGG